Molecule: messenger RNA, 174 nt
Organism: Vairimorpha ceranae
Lineage: Eukaryota; Fungi; Microsporidia; Nosematidae
Exons: 1
Coding region: 1-174 (57 amino acids)
Source: RefSeq, a predicted model, not a curated record
AUGAAAACUAAUAAACAGAUUAACAAAUCUAUAUAUCGCAUUAUUUUUAUUUUGCAAAACACGACACUUGACACGAUCUUUUUUAAAAUUAAUAAAAAUUUAAUAAAUUUAUCAACAGGCUGUUUAAUUUUUCCCCGAGGAUGUGUUACACAAAAAAUAUUUUUAAAAAUGUAG